Strongylocentrotus purpuratus (purple sea urchin) is the source of this 2243-nucleotide messenger RNA. RefSeq lists its product as uncharacterized. Lineage: Eukaryota; Metazoa; Echinodermata; Echinoidea; Camarodonta; Strongylocentrotidae. The record is from RefSeq and is a predicted model, not a curated record. The transcript is spliced from 13 exons. The coding region runs from base 23 to 1963 and encodes 646 amino acids.
GAGUACAGUACAUCCACCCAAAAUGGCUUCAUCUUUGAAGCUCCACCUUGUAACGUUGAUCGCAGUGGUCAUCGUCGUCGUACAAGCAGCUCCCGACCUGGGCGUCUGUGACCCCUCGAACUACACCUACCCUUACGACGGCCCUCCGCUUCCCACCCUUCCCUCGCAGUAUCGGCUGAAGGUGGAAGUGAAUAUUGUAAACAAGGGUUAUUCCUUCAUCUUGGAGGAGUUUUAUGAUGCAGUCAAUAACCGCGGUGCCUCGAUCUCGCAUCGCGGUGACAACAGCACGCAUUACACUUCCUACGACUAUGGACUCAACCAGACUGUGGAGGUCACAACAGACCAUGCAAGUGGAACGUCCAGCUGCAAUGUUCGGGACUUUGGUCGCUUCAGUCUGUUCGGUUUCCAUAUUGAAAAUGGGACCGGUCACAUCAACGGCACCGACGCCAUAUUCCGGUUCGGCGAGGAAUUCAACGAGACCUACAUGGGCGUGGCGACGGUCAGGGGCAUCCCCGCGAACCAUUGGCAGCGAUGCAUCUACAAUCCCGACUCCAAUCACACCUUCAGACUUGAUUUCUAUUUCUCCAACGCUAGCUUCCAUCUUCAGUCAGGGCCGAAUGCCAUCCCUCUCAGAGCUACUAUUAAUGGAUCAGGUAUUAGUAGGAGAACCCAGGAGAAGUACAAUUUUUACCACAAUUAUGAAUACCUGGAAGUUGAGCCGGGCCCUGUGACCAUGGAAAGAGCCUUUGAGCCACCUCUAGGUGUAGUUUGCCCAGGCUACAAGAGGGUGAAGAAGUUCCCAGAUUUCCCCAAAGUCUUUGGGGUGAACAUAGAAUCAGUGAUACCAAGUUAUCAAAGAAUCCACUAUUCAAGGGAGUACUACAACUAUCCGGCUAAUCUGUUUGCAUAUAUAUACGAACCUUGGGGCAACUCUUCAGGGAAUGCCACUAUGGUCAGAGAAGUCCAUGACUUCAAUGCAGGUCUGGCUUACAAGUUUGAGUAUGGGACUGAUCAGUGUACCAUUGGUCCUAUACCCGUUGACUCUUUCUUCAGGGAUACUGAAUCGCCGGAUGGGAUACAUGUAUCACUGAAAUCCCCAAACAGCUUCAUUCUUCAUAACCAGUCAUCAUGGAUCUAUGAGGGAAAUACGACUUUGGAUGAUAUUGAUGCCGAGGCUUGGAUUACUGCUGGUCAGCGUGUUAACGGAUCUUCCGUCUGGAACUUCACCAUGGAGUACUUCUUUGCUAGGGGUAACUGGACGGGAGGCACAAAUAAAUCUGGCUUAGUUCAUCAGAUGCCCCUACUAUUCAGGUUUACUGGCAAGAAUGCAAGCACAAACUUCACGUUUAGAAUGAAUCAGAAACUGAUCCACUUCACUUAUCAGCUUUCGGAUCAUUUCUUUGAUGUUCAUCUCUGCUACAACGAGGAAGACAGCCGCUCUAUGGCGGUAGAGAUUAUUGGAGUCGAUAUUCGUAAGAACUACAUCGAGAACAACACCCACAAUUUCUACGCUGCGGUGCAGCAUACUAUUGCUAAUGUAUCGGGGCUUCCUGCCAGUCGUAUCGGCAAUGUUUACGCUGCUGAGGGUGUCGAGGAGAUCCUGAUCAUCUACUUCGACAUGCUUGGCCUACCACCUGUUAAAGGAAACGCUGUCAACCCCAAGGUCGGGCCUGACCUUGCUACAGCUCUGGUAACCCUUGAAGAACGGGUCCUGCAGGUGAACCCUAUCCGUAUCAACUUCACCAAAGACGGCAAGGACGUGGGCGUGAUCAUUGCAAGGGGUUCCCUACGUUUUGACUUUCACCCACCAUCGGACGAUGGCCAUGAAGGCGUAGGAACAGGCACAGCAGCAGGCAUCGGGAUCGCCAUGUUCUUACUGGGAGCCGUCAUCGCUUCACUCAUAGCCUUUGUGUACGUCAAGCGUGUCCUAGCCCCACCUGUGCCUUAUGGUGUACAGGAUUAGAGGUGAUAAUUGUUUAAGCCGUACUUCUCUUGAGGGGGGCUUGUAGUGGUGGUGGUAGUGGGGCUGGGGGUAACUUCAAUCACAGCUUUUGCGUACGUCAAUGACAAACGAGUCUUGGCCCGACCUGUGCCUUACGGUGUACAGGAAUAGAGGUGAUCAUCACCUAACCCAUCCUGCUCUUAAGGGGGUAUCAUAUGGGGGUGGGGGUGAUGGCAGGUUGCUGAAAUUCUCUUAUGUAUUCUUAACUGCUGAGUUAUAUUUGACACCACUUUUGUGACUU